Closterium sp. Naga37s-1 is the source of this 564-nucleotide messenger RNA. Lineage: Eukaryota; Viridiplantae; Streptophyta; Zygnematophyceae; Desmidiales; Closteriaceae. The record is from the annotation of a GenBank genome assembly.
AUGCUUUCUGAAGCGGCUGCAUCAUCGUCAGUGUGGGUUGCUGCUGUUGCUGUUGAUAAGUGGGUUGCUGCUGUUGCUGUUGAUAAGUGGGUUGCUGCUGUUGCUGUUGAUAAGUGGGUUGCUGCUGUUGCUGUUGAUAAGUGGGUUGCUGCUGUUGCUGUUGAUAAGUGGGUUGCUGCUGUUGCUGUUGAUAAGUGGGUUGCUGCUGUUGCUGUUGAUAAGUGGGUUGCUGCUGUUGCUGUUGAUAAGUGGGUUGUUGCUGUUGCUGUUGAUAAGAGCGAGGGCGGGAGUGGCGGAGGAUUUGCUUUGCCAGUCGCCGAAGGAGGGGAGGGCCACGCUAGAGACGGAUGCCUGAGAGCGGCGGAGGGGGAAAGCGGAAGGGGGGAGGGGGAAAGCGGAAAGGGGGAGGGGGAAAGCGGAAAGGGGGAGGGGGAAAGCGGAAAGCGGGAGGGGGAAAGCGGAAAGGAGGAGGGGGAAAGGGGAGUGGGGAGGGGGAAGGGGGAGGGAAGGGGGAAGAGAGGCGAGUCGGAACAAGGGGAGGGGAAAGGGAGGAACGGGGGGUGA